This is a messenger RNA of Synchiropus splendidus (mandarinfish), 3805 nucleotides long. RefSeq names its product ADAMTS like 5 (gene adamtsl5). The record is from RefSeq and is a predicted model, not a curated record. Gene Ontology annotation, cellular component: extracellular matrix. NCBI's taxonomy places the organism in Eukaryota, Metazoa, Chordata, Actinopteri, Syngnathiformes, Callionymidae. Gene Ontology annotation, biological process: extracellular matrix organization. The coding region runs from base 568 to 2247 and encodes 559 amino acids. Gene Ontology annotation, molecular function: protein binding; metalloendopeptidase activity. The transcript is spliced from 13 exons.
GACACACCAACACACCAUGCUGCUCCUCUACGUCGUCGGGACGGAGAGUGACGACUUCACCCACUAAAUUCCCGCUGUUUGAGCUGCAGCUUAACUUUUUGGCUUUCGUUAAUUUUUUUUAAGACUGAAAAAAUAUGAGGAAAGUGGACGGAACGCCCCUUAAUUACUUCAAGCAGGACUUUAUCGGGGAAAAAGUUUAACUUGCCAGUCUGGACGGAUACUUUCUUUAAACGGCUCUUUUUUUGUGUCCCACCGAAAAUGUUGCCUUAUUCACUUCACCGUUGAACGUGUCUUGACGUGAUGCGUUUAAAGGAGAGACUCCCGUUUGGAUUCACGAGCUUUCUCUUUUAAAUGCAAAAACUUUUAUUGUGUCAAAAGAGCGAAGUAUCUCACAGAAGGAGAUAAGUAACUACUAUGGAUGUUGUUGCGUUUGAGAGCCGUGAGUCUGGACCUGCUGCUGGGAUGCAGCGCGCAUCUGAGCCGCGGAGUUUCACGCCACGAUAGAGGAGCCGCGCUGCACCUGACCGUGAAUGUAACACAGUGCUGACAGCGCCGCAAGGAUUUACUAUGUCCUCACUAGUGGACAGGAAGUUCACUCUGUGCCAGACUCUGACCUUCGUCCUGCUGCUGCUCGCCCCGGCCUGCUCCUCCUCCUCCUCACAGAGAUCGUCCUGGAGACCUGUGCGGGCUCACUCUGGUGAAGCGGCGUCCAGCAGACUGACUCGUGUGCGCCGGCAGCUGCACUUGAGGAAUGAAUGGGCCAGCUGGAGCGGCUGGUCGGUGUGCUCUCGCACUUGUGGCUCGGGAGCAUCAGUGCGGAUGAGAACUUGUGUAACCAGAAAUCCGGUGGGCGGGCCGUGUGGAGGGGAACCCAGACAAUACAAGAUCUGCAACACUAAGGAGUGUCCACCUGGCUCAGAGGACUUCCGACAAAUGCAGUGUGCAGCCUUCAACAACCGCCCGUUGGUGGCUGGAAGCUCCUUCAAGUGGACAACGUUUCAUGGAGGCUCUGAUCCCUGUGAGCUCAGCUGUCUGGCCCUGGGUCAUAACUUCUACUACAACUUUGGCCGCGUGCUGGAUGGCACCGCUUGCCAUAAGGAACCCGGAGCCGUGUGCGUGAAUGGACGCUGCCUGAAACCUGGCUGUGACUCCAUCCUGGGCUCCAAGCAACAGGAAGAUGCCUGCAUGGUUUGUGGAGGACUCAACAACACCUGCCUGCACCACAGGAGUGUGUACCACAGUAACGGCCUCGAGGCAGGCGGACCUUUUGGAUACAACGAGGUUGCUAUGAUUCCAGCUGGGGCCACUCACAUCCGUGUGACCGAUAACAGCCGGAGUUAUCUGGCACUCCAGAACGGUCGUUCCCAGUUCGUGAUCAACGGUAACUGGAAGAUCAACGUCCCAGGUGAAUACAGUGUGGCCGGGACAAAAGUGCUGUAUCGGCGCUCAGCUGACGUCUGGGAGAGUUUUGAAGUUCCAGGGCCAACCAAGGAAGACCUUCAUUUGAUGGUCCUAGCAACUGACAGAAAUCCAGAGAUUGAGUACGAGUACUGGUUACCUCCGGACCAGUACGCCCUGUAUCAUGGGAAGAGAAGCCCGCUGCGCCAGGCUCACCACACUGCCAGCUACAACCCCUGGGAUAAGGCCAGCAGCCCGACCACCACCAGAACACCCAGCACCACCAGCCGCCCUCAUCCUGUCACCCCUCGAAGCCACUGGUUUUUAAACCCUGUUAAACCUCCACGCCAACCACCUCAUCAGCGCCCCCACCAGCCCAUCCUGCCUCGCCUGGAGCGGGAAGAGAACCACAGGAACCUGCUGCCUCAGCCGUCACCUGGAAGAAAUUGCGGGAAAUGUUACAGGGUUAAAGGUCGAAGGGAACGCCAAAGGCAGUAUUGUCAGAAGGAUUUUGUUUUCCGUGCCAAAGUCUUUGGGAAGCUUUACCGUGGAGAGGAGACGCGCUACGACGUCCAGAUCAUCCACACUUACAGGAACCGUUACCGCCUGGAGCACAGAGAGUUCCUGUGGGCCCCAAAUCUGUGUGACUGCCCUCAGCUGGAGCCCGGGAAACAGUAUAUAAUGAUGGUGCGUAUGCACAUUAACUAUGAGCACACGCUGAACCGAAUCUUGCUGGAGGAGGACAGCUACGUGGUGCCGUACAGACCCAGGGAGGAUGAACUGCUGCGGCAGCUCGAGAGACUCUGCAGCAACAGAGGACCCAGAAAUCAGGCGGCACUCAGCGGAUGAGGACAAAGUCAAGCUUUCAAAACUUGGAGUGCUGUCCCUCUGGAUCGUCCACAUAUCACCAAAUAACGGGUGGUUCCACUUUGGCGACACCGAACACUGAAUUGUCAUCUGACAUUUGGAAUUCAUCACAACACAGAACUUUAUUUAAAAUGAGCAGCUUCCUUUAACAGAGCACUUUAGGUGGCACUUUGUGGCCACCUUUAAACACAAACCAAAGAACUUUGACUGAACAUUUCCUAUUUGUUUCGAUUAUUAUUGUCCACAUCUUGUUUAUGUUUGUUAAUAACUUUGUUUCGCUCAGAUAAAAAAAAAGUGAGUUUAAAAUUGGAUGGAUUAAGGUCAGUGGGUCAUGAUGUGCAGAAGUCAUUUGUGAAAGGCCGCAGCAGCUGGAGCUGAAGCCUGAGUGAGGCAGGGCGCAGCAAGUAUUACACAAAUGUCUGUUUUUGAGUAUUCCAGAUAUGUGCUCCUAAAAAGUCACAUGGUCUUCUUGAGCACCCCGUGGAGGAGGUGGGAGGCAGUUCUCAAACUGCCCGAGCUUGUCUGCUGCUCCGCUCACCUCCAUGAAGGUUUCUGUAUUCACUCAAAAAACCUCUUCAAGAUGUUUCCCCCGCUGAGCUAACAUGACCAACGCAAUUGGCGCUAGCUGUCACGAGCCUCAGGCGUAUGUUGCGCACACUAUGUCCUGGCAGAGAAGUGUGUUUGUAAAGAAAAAUGGGGCUGUGCAACACUAAACCUAUGGUAAGUUUAAAUAAUGAAGACAUUGUUUGUUCCUCAGUACAUAUUGUGUUGUACAGACGCCAAAUAGUGAGCGAGAUGUUUGGGUCUGAUGGACAACAUCUUCACUUCACAUUUCGCCAACCCCAAAGGCAAUUUCAACUCAGUUUGCUACGCCAUAUAAGCUGCUCACAAUCGUCACAAUGAUUUUAGAACUUCAAGACAACCAAAGCAAUUCUGCAAACAAUUCAAAUUCAAAAUGUCCAGAAGGAUCCAGCGGAUGAAACAAGUGGAUCUGUAGCAUGUGAGCAGUGUCUACAUAAUGCACUUCAGCUACAUUAGCACUUCGACUUCAACCAUUGGCACUUAAGCUAAUGAAUUUCACUGCAUUUGAAACGACUGUUUUUAAAUCUCGAGGCCCUGGACAUCACUGAUAACACAACUGUAAAAGGCUGACCGAGCAUCUAAUAGAAAUAUUGAGUGAGGAUCACUUGUGAUGACUCCAGCCCAGAUGUUUUAUCAUUUUACAGUACCUUUGUAGCACAUUAAAAAUGUAUUACCGUAGCUGUGCUUGUGAUGAGAGUGUGACACACUGCCUCACAAUUGCCUGAACAAUUGUGCUCACAUACAAAUUUCUUGUUUCCGACCUUGAUUUCUAAGUAUUUUCUGAGUGACUUCUAAGAGUACAUUUUAUGGCCGAAGUAUUUUGAUGUUUGACUGUAACAGCAAUUGUGCCAAUGAUUAGCUAAACCUCAACUAAGUGUGCCAAAGUAUCUGUCUGCUUUUGUCCACAAAAUGUUUGGAUGAUAAAGAUGUUUCCUAAUAAUAUAACAUGUUUACUAAA